Molecule: messenger RNA, 3090 nt
Organism: Osmerus eperlanus (European smelt)
Lineage: Eukaryota; Metazoa; Chordata; Actinopteri; Osmeriformes; Osmeridae
Gene: pla2g7
Product: phospholipase A2, group VII (platelet-activating factor acetylhydrolase, plasma)
Exons: 11
Coding region: 447-1655 (402 amino acids)
Molecular function (GO): 1-alkyl-2-acetylglycerophosphocholine esterase activity
Source: RefSeq, a predicted model, not a curated record
CAGCGGCCGACCCAGACUGCAGCAGCCGACCACAAGACAAAUCAACAAAGGCACGUGGCCACUGACAGGCAGACCCUACCCUGCCUAGCUAACGUCAUGACAUUACCAGCUAUUUUGUUUGUGGGUUAUUUGUUCUGUCGGAGCGAUAUUACAGCAUCCUUGGUUCUACCUAACAGGAAGGAUCUAUGCCAGCUACCUGCCAAGCCACUCCCGCAUAAGAUUGGCCAAAUGUUGCGAAACACCCGUUGUGCCACUCUAUAGGGGGUUGUCUUGUUUUUUAGAAGGCGUUAGCUAACCAGGAUAGCUAACAGGUAGCUAAGCUACACCUACAGAAGUUCAUGUUCGUUAAUGGAGGACUCAUACAAUCGGUAGCAAAGAAGUUUUACGAGUGGUCAAGGACAGGUAUGGAUCGCUAGUAUCACAGGUGUAAACUAAGUUUAUUAGCAAUGGGAAAUACCUGCAGCAAUAACCUGGGAAUCCCCCGAGCGAAAGGGCCUAAUCCAGUUGGAUGCACUGAUUUCAUGAUGGAUCACACUGUGCAGGGCACGUUUUUUCGUCUGUAUUAUCCCUGUGUCGAGACAGAGAAUCCAGACACGCCUGACUGGAUCCCAAGACACGAGUAUUUCGAUGGGCUGGCGGACUUCAUGAAAAUCAAUAGAACCAUAAGUGACAGGAUUUUCAAUUACCUCUUUGGUUCCUACAAAAUACCUGCAGCCUUGAAUGCUCCAUUUAAGUCAAAUGAGAAAUGCCCAGUAGUAGUCUUUUCCCAUGGCCUCGGAGCUUUCAGAACCUUAUAUUCAGCCAUAUGUGCCGAAUUGGCGUCCCAUGGAUUCAUAGUGGCAUCCGUGGAGCACAGGGAUGAAUCAGCGUCCGCUACAUACUUCUACCAUGAGAAGCCUGAUUCUGAUAAGGGCAAGACUUCUCCGAAAGGCCCUCCACACAUGCCUGAGAACCUGGUGGAGGAGUGGAUGUACUACAGAUCCCUGAAGCCUGGGGAGUUGGAAUUCCCUCUCAGGAAUAAACAGGUGAAACAUCGUGCAGAGGAAUGCAUCCAGGCAUUAGACAGACUUAUUGAAAUUCACUCAGGAAACUCAGUGGAGAACGUGCUGCAGACAGAGUUCGACUGGACAACUUUAGAGAACUCCAUGGACCUCUGUCGGAUAGCAGUGAUGGGGCAUUCUUUUGGGGGAGCAACUGUAGUUGAAGCUCUUUGCAAGGGGGAUGUCAAAUUCAGGUGCGGAAUUGCUUUGGAUGCGUGGAUGUUUCCCCUGGAUGAUGAGAUCUACCCCAGAGUGAAGCAGCCCAUCUUCUUCAUAAACUCUGAGAAGUUCCAGUGGGCGGGUAACAUCAGCCGAAUGAGAAAGCUGGACUCUGCUGUCAUUCAGAGGAAAAUGAUUACUAUAAGGGGGACAGUCCAUCAGAGCUUCCCAGAUUUCACCUUUCUAACAGGAAACUGGAUCGGAAAGAUCCUUAAACUGAAAGGAGAGAUCGACCCCCUGAUUGCCAUGGACCUCUGUAACAAAGCCUGUCUAGCCUUCCUGCAAAGACACUUGGGUCUUCAGAAAGACUUCAACCAGUGGGAUCAUCUAAUUGAUGGGAAGGAUGAGAACCUCAUACCAGGAACCAACAUCACUCUGCUCCAGUCUUCCAUCUGACCCACCCUACCUUUACUCAUCAACCAGUGGGAUUAGUUGUCAGUGGAGGUUUAUUAGCAAGUCAAUACAAGCUCACUCACUCACUUUACCUGCGUGCCACUCUCAGCCUUGUAUGAUGUGAGUGAUGGACGGUCCAAUGUAAAACAAUCAUUCAAAAACUUUUGUUAAUUUGAACCAUGCCUGGGCAAGUAACUUCUUGGGAGAAAUGUUUUUCUGAUUAGGAUGAGUUUGAUUCCUAGGAUGUGUUUAUAUACAUAGAUGUAUACAAUACAUACAAAUACUUGAUUGUAUGCAUCAGUUGUCAUCGUCUUUGAACAUAUUUUAGCUUGUGUUCUUUUAACAUGUUAACUAUGGUUGCAGUGUGAUUGUAGAUAAUUGCCCAAGGCACCUGGAUGAUUUAUACAUUUUGUAGAUUGUGAAUAUGACCUCAUAUUGUUUAACUAAUAUGUAUUUAUCAAGCAUGAUUGCACAGAUUACUUAAUUACAAGACGAUGAAUUGAUAGACAAACCAAACAUUUUUAAACACUAAAGGUUUGUUGAGCAAUGACUGAAAAGUUGUUUCUUGAAGAUUACUAGCUCCAUACAUCAUCUGCCUUAAAGAACCAUGUCCCUGGCUGGAUCAAAAUGUAACAUUUUCUACCCAUCUUUUACAUGUUUUUCAAUCCAUCAUGCUGUCUGAAAUGUACUUUGUACACCACUGUACUGCAAUAACUUGUAUAUGUAUACACCAAACCAAAAUAAAAGUACUUAUUAAAUAACUACACUGUUACAGCAGUUUUAGGCUCAGCAGAUUCCUGAGAUUCCUGUAUUAUUAUGCCAUGCCAUUUCUGUACUUUCAAUAUUUCUCCAACUUUUAGGUGACUGAAACUCACCCUACUUUAACAUCCUAAAAAAACACUUAAUAUGAGAAAAGAAAACUUGAGAAACAAUGGGCCUGGAGAAAUGACGAUGUAGUAAUGGUUUCACUUGCCUAACCUCUGAGCUACUUUUCAGUUUCAACUAGAAUGAGUCAGUUUUGAAACAUCAGGAUAUUUAUUGUUUAAACAAAUGACUUAGAUGACACUGCACAUUUAUUUAUUUAUUUAUCAGCAGACAUAUAUAUAUCUGUCUGCUGAAACAAACACUUUCGUGUUUCACUUCAGAUGUGAACAGAAACUUAAUUCAGUUAAAUGUGCAUUCAACAGCAAUGAAACAUUAACAAUUGUACAAAAUAAAUGUCUAACUUAGUUUAAACAGACGCAAUGUUGCAGAUUCUACUCAAACAAAAGCUGUUAAAAGUGGGGACAAAGGUUUUCCCAAUAACUUUCCCACUUGUUAGUAUAACUUUACUGAUGGUAUCAACACAAAUCAACAUGAGUGAGGCAUAAGGCCAAUCCACCUGGAAAAUAAAUGUGUUUAAAUGAAGUAACUGCAAUGAAACAAAUUGCUCAUCUCU